Molecule: messenger RNA, 621 nt
Organism: Aspergillus mulundensis
Lineage: Eukaryota; Fungi; Ascomycota; Eurotiomycetes; Eurotiales; Aspergillaceae
Gene: fmn1
Product: riboflavin kinase
Exons: 3
Coding region: 1-621 (206 amino acids)
Biological process (GO): riboflavin biosynthetic process; FMN biosynthetic process
Cellular component (GO): mitochondrion
Molecular function (GO): riboflavin kinase activity
Source: RefSeq, a predicted model, not a curated record
AUGCGCCCCUCAACUCCCCGCCCUCCAGUGACAGGCCCAGACUCUGGCCCUGAGGCUCCUUUUCCUAUUCGUCUAUCUGGACCCGUGAUCAAGGGUUUUGGACGCGGGAGUAAAGAGCUUGGUAUCCCAACAGCGAACAUCCCGAUCGAUGGACUGGAAGACGUUCUUCCCAAGGAGCUGGGUGUGGGCGUCUACUAUGGGGUUGUUGCGCUGGACCCGGCUACAGCGCCGUCACCAGAGUCUACCGGGGAUGAGGCACCAAUCCUCCCUGCUGUUCUGAGCAUAGGAUACAACCCCUACUACAAGAAUAAGACGCGCUCGAUAGAAAUCCACAUCAUGCCCUCCUUAACACUCCCCUCUCCGACGGCAUCCAGCGAAGAGAAGGAAAAGGUCAAGUUCCACAAACUCCCCGACUUCUACGGCACGAAGCUCAAUUUGCUGAUGCUGGGGUACAUCCGGCCGGAGUACGACUACGUGUCGAUGGAUGCCUUGGUUGAGGAUAUCCGUAUUGAUUGCGAGGUCGCCAGGGCGAGUCUGCUUCGCGCUGCUUACCGGGCUUAUCUGGAUGGAGAGGGCGGCGAGGAUGUCAGCGCGCAGAGGGACUGGCUGCGGUCUUUCUGA